CUGAGCCGAACCCUCAGUCACCUGCGGCUCGUGGGUAAUAAACUGCUUCGCAAAUCAAAAACGCGGAUUUCCCUCACCGGGAUAAUCGUACUUCGAUGUUCAUUUCAAUCUCUUUGCCGAGUCUAGUUUUGCUUUCUUUUGCACGUGUAACUGAUCUAGUUAAACUGCAAGAGAUCUUUGCGCGGUUAAUCCCGUUUUAACCAGGAGGAGGAAACCACACAUCGUCAGUAGGCUAUCGACUUCAGGAAGUCAAUCAAAACGUCCGUCUUCAGCUCCGGGCAGUGUUCUCCCGAUUUAAAAACGUCGGUACUCAAUGAGCGACUCCGAGAAUACCAACGGGGAAUCAAAACUGGAGGCGGUGAUACAGAAGUUGGAGGAGAGCGUGCUGUCUGAGGAGAAGCGACUGACAGUCAGAGACCCCACCCACGACGGCCCUCCAACCUGUCUACCUGCGCGAAUCAGAGAGAUCGUCACUAAGAACCUCAGCGACAACACCGCAGGCACCAUGUCCUCAGUCCUGUCACUCCAGGAGGAGAACAGGGUGCUGCAGGGGGAGCUGGGAAGGCUGGAGGACCUGCUGGCCCACAGUCGAGCGGACCGAGACGAGCUGGCCAUCAAGUACAGCGCCAUCAGUGAGAGGCUGGAGCAGGCCCUGCGCUUGGAGACGGGGGAGAUGGAGCGCGAUUCGCCGGAGUCGCGCAGCCUGGCGCAGCAGAACGUGGAUCUGCGCAGACGUCUGGACGAGGAGCAGGCAGCCUACAAGCGCAAGCUCACGGCCUACCAGGAGGGGCAGCAGAGGCAGGCCCAGCUGGUCCAGAAGCUGCAGGCUAAGGUGUUGCAGUAUAAGAAGAAAUGUGGUGAGCUGGAGCAGAGUCUGAUGGAGAAGUCCUCCGAGCUGGAGCAACACAGACUGAGUGGACGAUGUGACCUGUCCAGCGGUAGCCUCCGACGAGAAGACGAGGAACCAAGCAGCGAUCUGGAGAACGCUCUCAUCCGAUUGGAGGAGGAGCAGCAGAGGAGUAGCAGCCUGUCCGCCGUGAACGCGAUGCUGAGGGAGCAGCUGGAGCAGGCGGGGCUGGCCAACGAGGCGCUCAGCCAGGACAUACGCAGGCUCACUGCGGAUUGGACCAAAGCCAGGGAGGAGCUGGAGCAGAGGGAAUCUGACUGGAGGAGAGAGGAGGAGUCAUUCCACAGUUACUUCAGCAGUGAGCACAGCCGGCUGCUGACUCUGUGGCGGCAGGUGGUCGGGUUCCGCAGGCACGUCUGCGAGCUGAAGAGCGCCACCGAGAGGGACCUCUCCGAGAUGCGCAACGAGCUGGCCCGGGUGUCUGUCUCUGCGCAGUCGUCCUGCGCAGGCGUGGCUGCGAGCAUGCGCAGCCGGGAGGGGGGUGCGGCCCUGGCGCUGGAGCGGGAGACUGCGCAGCGCGCGCAGCUGGAGCAGCAGCUGCGGGACCGGGUCGGCGACAUGAUGACCCUGCAGGCCAAGUACGACGCUGAGAGGGCAGAGCUCAACGCCAGGCUGACGGAGUCCGUGCGGGAGGUGGAGAGACUGAAGGCCCAGAGCGAGGAGAAGGAGAGAAUCGCCACCUCCCUGACCCAGAAGCUGGAGGAGCAGACUGGUGAUGGUGAGACAGAGCUGCAGGCUCUCAGAGCCCGCAGUGAAGCCUUGCUAAACACCCUGCGUGACAUUGCCCAGUCCGUGCUUUCGGAUGGUGACUCGGGCGUCGCGGCCACCUCCUCUUCCUCGGAGGGCGAGCAGGAGGGCAUCGGGGCGUCUCUGCUGCCCCUGCUCCGGGUGACCUCCCCACACCGCGCCACCUCGUCACGGCGCUCCUCCUCCCCGCUCCGCCCCCUGGCCCCGCCCCUCCCGGACUCCAGCCUUUCCGCCCUGCGGGCCGCGGUCACCAGCAGGCAGCUGCAGCUGCAGGAAAUGCGCGGGCGCCUGAUGUCUGCGCAGUCCACAGUGCAGCAGCUGCGCAGGCAGCUGGGAGAGACGGAGUCGGGCCGGCGGGAGGCGGAGCUGCGCAGUCAGGAGCUGCAGGGCGAGAAGGACGACGCCCAGAGAGAGCGGGAGGCAGCCGUGAGGGAGAGGGACCGUCUGCGGCAGGACAGGGACGCUCUGGCCAGUGAGAAGAUCGGCCUGGAGACGGCGCUGCAGGCUGCGCAGUCGCGUGCGCAGAUGCUGCAGCUGGACUGCGAGAAGCUGCAGCUGGCUGCGUCGGCUGCGCAGAGGGACCGAGACCGUGAGAGGGAGGAGAAGGAGGCGGCCCUGCAGGAGCGGGACCGGGCCAAGGCCGAGACGGAGCGAGUUCAGCAGCAGUGGGAGCAGAGCGAGAGCCGGGCCUCCACUCAGCGCAGCGAGCUCUCCGCUGUGAGGGAGACCCACCAGCAGGAGGCAGUGGAGAGGCAGGUGCUGGAGGGAGAGAAGGCGCAGCUGGCCGACGCGCUGGCCAGGGCGGAGUCCAGCAACGCGGAGCUCACCCUCCUGUUGAACAAGCUGCGCUCGGAGGAGGCGGGCCUGAGGGACUCCCUGGCCAAGAUGGGCAGUCUGAACGAGGGCCUGGCCCAGGACAAGUCAGACCUCAACAACCUCAUCAUCCAGCUCGAGGAGGAGAAGAACCUGCUCCUGACCCAGAAGCGGGAGGCGGAGCAGGAGAAGCUGACCAUCAGGGAUGAGCUGGUGCGAUUGGAGCAGGAGAGGCUGGAGCUGGACUCCACCCGCCUGACCCUCCUCCAAUCGCUUCAGGAGGCGGAGCUGGGGAGGGUGGGCCUGGAGGCGGAGCUUCAGAAUCUCACGGCAGACAGAGCAAAGCUGCAGGACAAAGUCACGCAGUUGUGUGGGGAGGUGAGCGCUCUGGGGGCGGAGUUGGGCAUGGUCCGGGGGGAGGGGCAGCGACAGGGCGUGGCCCUGGAGGAGGCAGGGCGGAGCCGGGCUGAGCUGGCCCGGGAGAGGGCGGGGCUUAUUGUGCAGCUGACUGCUUCUGAGAAGGAGAACGCCACCCUCACUGAGGAGCUAGCUGCCUUCAGGUCAGAGAGGGAGGCGCUGGAGACCAGCUUGUUUGAGGUGCAGCAGCAGCUGGUGCAGCUGGAGUCCCGCAGAGAGCAGCUGGAGUCUGAGAUCCAGGCCCUGCGCCUCAGCCGGGAGACCAUGACUGCGGAGAUGAAGCGGGCGCGACUGGAUGCGGAGUCAGCCCUAGCACAGAGCGAGAGGGAGCGGGAGGCUCUGACCCAGGCCCUGACUCAAGCCCAGCAAGAAGCACAGCAGGCCCUCCGCAAUACCAUCGCCGACCACCAGGAGGAGGCAGAGAGGCUAGCUGCCGAGAAGGAGGCCCUGCGCAGGAGCCUGGAGGCGGAGCUGGAGGAGGGGCUGCGCCGCCUCAGGCUGGAUGCGGAGGAGGCCCGUCUCAAGAUGGAGAGGGAGAGGGAGGAGUUGAGGGAGGAGCUGAGCGCCCUGCAGCGAGACAGAGACCAGAGCCUGCUGCAGGCCGAGAGCGACAAACAGCAGGCCCUGUCGCUGAAGGAGACAGAGAAGGCGGUGCUUGCAGAGAAGGUCUCCACCCUGCAGGCGGAGCUCAGCGCCUCCGCCCUGGAGCUGGACCGGCUGCGCAGGGAGGCCGUGCACUGCAAGGAGCAGGAGAGGGCCACAGUAGGCUCUCUGAACGGGGAGCUGCAGGAUCUGCGGUCUCAGCUGGAGGAGGCGGCGAGCGCUCACAGCCGGGAGCUGCGCAGGCUGCAGGAGAGCUGCGCAGACCUGCAGGGGCACGCAGACACCGCCCUCAAAGAGCUGGAGGAGUGUAGGGCCGCUCUCUCAGCCAGCGAGGAGAGCCGAGACUCUGUGAGGCGGGACCUGGUGGAGCUGGAGAGGCGUCUGUGCCAAUCGCGAGAUGCCGGGGAGGGGCUUCGGCGGGAAGGGGUGGAGCUCCGGAGGGCGCUGGGCGACGUCACCAAGGAAAAAGACACCCUCAGCCAAUCAAACGCCCAGCUGAGGGAGACACUGAGAGCGGCAGAGAGUGAGAGAAUCAGUGCAAAGCGCCAGUGUGAGGAGAAGGAGCAGAAGCUGGCGGUGCUGGAGGAGAGCCUGGCGUCUGCGCAGAGGGAGGUGGCGGAGCUGCGCAGCUGCCUGCGGGAGGUGGAGAGGUCACGGCUGGAGGCUCGCAGGGAGCUGCAGGAGCUGCGCAGACAGGUGAAGGUGCUGGACGGCGAGAAGGAGCAGAAGGGGAGGGAGGUGGCCGAGCUGCAGGCCCGCAUCUCCCUGGAGGAGCAGCGGGAGGAGGAGAGGGCCAGGGAGGUGUUUGCGCUCAAGCAGAGGCUGGCCGAGGCGGAGGCGGCGAAGAGCAGCGCCAAGAAAGAGCUGUCGUCCCUGCAGCGGCGGCUGUCGGAGUCGGAGUCGGGCUGGCGCGGCUGUGAGCGGGACCUGGCGGCGCAGCUGCAGGAGGCGCGCGGCUGCGAGAAGAAGCUGCAGGACGAGGCGCGCAACCUGGCGCUGCGGGCGCAGGCGGCGCAGGAGGCGGCGGCGCAGGCCGGGCUGCAGCUGAGCGAGGCGCAGGGCCGGCUGGCCGCCACCGAGGCCGAGCUCGCGCGGGCUGAGGCGCAGCGGCGCGAGCUGGAGUUCCGGCUCGGCAGCCUGCAGUCGGCGCUCACGCGCACCCUGGGCAUCGGCGCCGGCGGGAGGGGCGGCGGGGGCAGGGGCCGGAGCCCCGCGGGGACCUCCCCGGGCCCCGCACCCCUCUCCCGGCCACGCAGCAUGUCCCCCAUGCGCCGCUCCAUCUCCCCCGCGAAGGGUGAGCCCCGAAACCAGGGGAGCAGCGGGACCCUGGAGAAGGGCGCAGGUUCGCGGCCCAUCUCCCCCGACAGGGGCGACACGCCCCUCCCCCUCCCCCUGCCGGAGCUGGACCCGGAGACCCUGCGCUGUGGCCUCAGGGACUUCCUGCAGGAGCUGAGAGACACGCAGAGGGACAGGGACGAGGCGCGGGGCCAGCUGGGGGCGGUGCAGAGGGAGCUGGAGGAGGUCCGCGGGGAGAGGGACUCCGCCCACAGCCGCCUCGCCCAGCUCAGCAGUGCUCUGACGGACUGCCAGGAGGGGAAGCGCGGGGUGGACGGGCGUCUGAGCGCGGUGCAGGCCAUGCUGCAGCAGCAGGAGGAGGCCGCCCGGCGGGGGGAGAGGGAGAGGAGGGCGCUCGCCGACCGGGCCAAGGAGCUGGAGAGGGCCGCGCAGAGCGCCGAGGCCGAGAGGCGGCACGCACAGGAGCAGCUCAGUAAGAUGAAGGCCGGGGAGGCGCGGCUGGAGGCGGAGCGCAGGAGGCUGCGGGAGGCCCUGGAGGCGGCGGAGGCCAGGGGUACCCGGCUGGAGCUGGCGCGGCGCAGCCAGGAGGGGGAGCUGCAGAGGCUGAAGCUGAGCCUGGGCGACCGGGAGGCCGAGAGCCAGGCCUCCCAGGAGCGCGUCGAAGCCCUGCUCAAACAGGUGUCCGAGGGGGAGGGGCGGGUGGCCGCCCUCCAGAGGGAGGUGGACAGGCUCAGCCAGGCUCUCGCCAGGGCGCAGGAGGGAGAGGCGGCGCUGAAGGAGAAGACCCACAGCCUUACGCAGAGCCUGCAAGAGGCCACCGCCGCCCACAGCGCCACCCAGGGGCGCCUGACGGCACUGCAGAAGACUCUGGGCGCGGCGGAGCAGGACCGCAGGCUGCUGCAGGAGCGCGUGGACGGGGCGAGGGCCUCCCUCUCGGAGGGGAAGCGCAGCAUAGCGGCCCUCACUGAGCGCGUGCAGACGCUGCAGGCUGAACUCGCCCAGAGCGAACUCCGCAAGGGGGAGCUGGAGACCGAGCUGGCCCAUACGCAGGAGGCCCUGCGGCAGCGGGUGGCCAGCCUUGUCGAGGCCCAGCGCGGCGCCCAGGCGGCGCAGUCAGAGCGCGUGGCCAGCGAGGAGCGUCUGCGCGCCCUGCAGCGGGCCGUGGCCCAGCUGGAGGCGGAGAAGAGGGACGCGGAGAGGCAGGCCGUGCGGCUGGAGAAAGACAAGAACGCCCUGAGGAACACGCUGGACAAGGUGGAGCGUCAGAAGCUGAAGACGGAGGAGAGCUCCAUGCGCCUUUCGGCGGAGAAGGGCCGCUUGGAUCGCUCCCUCACCACCACCGAACAGGAGCUGCAAGACGCACAGAGACAGAUCUCCCUGCUGCAGACGCAGCUGGCCGAGAUGGAGCAGUCCCACAGCAUGAGCGAGGGCUCCGCCCGGCAGAGGGAGGAGGCGCAGCGGGAGGCGGAGAGGCUGAGGGCGGCACAGAGGGAGGCGGAGCGCACGCUGGCGGCCAGGGAGAGGGCGCACCGGCACCGCGUCAAGGGCCUGGAGGAGCAGGUGUCCACCCUGAAGGAUCAGCUCCAGCAGGAGAUGAGGCGUCGGCAGCUCCCCAUGCCGCCCUCCCUGCUGCCCAGCGGGAACUGAAAAACGCCCCCUACUGGCCAGUCGGGGGAAAGCAGCCCAGAACACCGGAAAGCUUCCAGUCCUCCGGCAUCAUCUGGGUUAAUGAAGUGCCCUACAUCCAGUCCUAGAGCAGCUAACUGAGAGAUGGAGAGAAAAAAGGUGAUUUGACUUCUGAUCCAAAUGGAGUAAUCACCGCCUCCACGCAAUAACGAAAGCAACAGGCCAUAUUUGUUCCACUCUGUACAGGUGCAUGCUUCAGUGCAGAAUACUAAAGUAGUCUAGAGAAUAAUGAUAGCACACCGCAUGGUCACAUAGAGUUUCACCGUCUGAAUACUCACACCCUCCUGUUCUUUUAUCACAAACACUAUGGAAUUUAGCACACGGUAUGGGACCAUAGGUAGUACAGCACAGUAUUUCUAUGUGUGUAUGUCUGUUUUUUCAGGUCUGUGUUGUCACACUAACAUUUGAUGAUUGAAGAGAUUAGCAAUCAUGUUUUUGUAAAUACAAUCGUAGUCAGUUUUAAUAGAGAGAUUAUUUUUUUAUGUGUGUUUUUAUGUAACGGAUUACAAAAUGGAGGUUUGUGUGUGAGGCUCCGUACACUCUCGCCACUUUCAGGUCUAGUACUGUACUAAGUAGAAGUCUUCGCUACACCCCUGUGUUGGUACACAACUUUAUGUGCCAGUGGACACUGCAUUCCCUACCUGUCCAAAGUAAUCCCAUAUUCACCCCAGGAAACAGUCAUCCCAAGAGUUGACUUUAUUAUGGACAUUGAUACUUGCAGCACUGCUGGAGGUCAAACCCUUCAGGUCAGUUUAGCAUGCAAAUACAUUAUUGCAGUUUACAUUUUAACAAUAAAUAUGGUAGCCACACCUUGUUCUCACUCCAUGCAGUAAUCACCUCGGUGGUCACUGAAGCUAUACUUUACUGAUGUUAUACUUAAGUGAGUGUGCCGUUCAUUGUUCUUUACAUGCUUGCGCCUUCACCUGUGCGCUUCUUCAAACACGUGUUUACUUCCAAUUCAGCGGGGUUAAAAAACUGACCUUUAAUAUUAAAACUUGUGUUUAAAACCAUAUAGUUAAGCAAAAGGGUUUGAAAAACCAUUUUUGAUCUGAAUACACACAGGAGGGUGUACAAUGCCUCAGAGUGAGGUGGGGGGGGGGGUGGAGUUUGGGACCCUGGAUGAUAAUAAUGUAACUUUGGAGCAAGCCUUACAUCAGUAAGUGUGUAUAUGAGUCACUUCCCUCAGAACACGUUGGCGUGCUUGUGUUAGAAUGGCAGUGUGGUAGAAUGGUAGUGUCUGAUGCGGCCUGACCCCUUUUUCUUUGAGGGCCUUGAGCCAAAAUGGCUCCCUCAGUCAGAGCCCAUGUGGCGUUCCACCACCAUUUCCAUCCUGCCGCUCCAUGUCAGUUCAGCCCUCUGGUGUUACUGUUGCCGGCCUGUUCACAAGCACUCUGCAGGAGCUGUGUCGGC
This is a messenger RNA of Megalops cyprinoides (Indo-Pacific tarpon), 7879 nucleotides long. RefSeq names its product rootletin-like. NCBI's taxonomy places the organism in Eukaryota, Metazoa, Chordata, Actinopteri, Elopiformes, Megalopidae. The record is from RefSeq and is a predicted model, not a curated record. The coding region runs from base 314 to 6430 and encodes 2038 amino acids. The transcript is spliced from 37 exons.